Calliphora vicina (urban bluebottle blowfly) is the source of this 2776-nucleotide messenger RNA. It is a transcript of the gene ewg, whose product is annotated as DNA-binding protein Ewg. The transcript has 8 exons. Gene Ontology annotation, biological process: regulation of transcription by RNA polymerase II. Gene Ontology annotation, molecular function: DNA-binding transcription factor activity, RNA polymerase II-specific; RNA polymerase II cis-regulatory region sequence-specific DNA binding. Gene Ontology annotation, cellular component: nucleus. The record is from RefSeq and is a predicted model, not a curated record. NCBI's taxonomy places the organism in Eukaryota, Metazoa, Arthropoda, Insecta, Diptera, Calliphoridae. Bases 522 to 2603 code for a protein of 693 amino acids.
UACAAAAUAAAAUACUUAACAACAACCCCAAUCGUUAGUCUUCCAUUUUCGUGUUGUUCGCAGUAGAACGAAAAAAAUUGUCUAUUUGCGUGAAAAUGUUGUGUAUUUUCUUAAUAAAAUUGUGAAAAUUUUGUGGAAAAUUGUUAAAAAUCAAAACUGUGCAAUGUGAAGUAGUGCCAGAACGUGAAAAUUGUGGAGUUUUUUGUGGAAAAUCUGAAAAGAAAAAAAUUUGUCAACAAAAUUUACACGCAGAUUAAACACAAGACAACAGAAAUCUCUAAAACUUUUCUUCUCACUAUCUAUCUAUAGUUCUUCUAUUACUAUUUCUUCUUUAAUAUCCUAAAAAUAUUAACAACAAUUAAAGUGGAGAAGUGCAAUAUUUAAUAAAAAAUUUAUAGAAUAAGUAACGAAACCAAAGAUUUUGGGUGCAUCCCAUAGAAAAGGGAGCAUAAACCCAAAUACCAAACGGAAAGAUCUAAUCCAAAGCAAACACCAAAAAUAAAAUCUAACACACACACAUAAUGAAUGUGACUACAAUAUCGACGGGUAGUCAUGCUACCCAGGCGGCAGUUGAGAGCAUAACCAAUGUGAAACACCAACAACAGACCUAUAAGAUAGAAAUGCUUGAGGACAGUUUGGCAUCCGACGAUGAUGACGAUGAUUUAAUUAGCAGUGAUGGCAGCAUGUUCGAUGAAACGGAAUUGACUCAUAUUGCAGUGCAAGAUGAUUUGGCCAAUCAAUUGGCUGCUGCCGGACCAGUGGGUGUAGCUGCUGCAGCAGCUAUAGCAUCGUCAAAGAAACGCAAGCGACAACAUUCGUUUGAAACGAAUCCCUCGGUGCGCAAAAGGCAACAGAAUAGAUUACUGCGCAAAUUGCGCGGCAUAAUCUAUGAGUUUACCGGACGUGUGGGCAAACAGGCUGUGGUUUUGGUGGCAACACCUGGAAAACCCAAUACCAGCUAUAAAGUUUUUGGUGCCAAACCACUAGAGGAUGUAGUGCGUAAUCUUAAGAAUAUUGUUAUGGAUGAAUUGGAAAAUGCUUUAGCCCAACAAGCACCACCCCCACCACAAGAAGAUCCCUCGUUAUUUGAACUGCCACCUCUUAUAAUUGAUGGUAUACCAACGCCCGUGGAAAAAAUGACACAGGCCCAGUUGAGAGCUUUCAUACCACUGAUGCUCAAGUAUUCAACUGGUAGAGGUAAACCGGGUUGGGGUCGUGAGGCCACCAGACCACCAUGGUGGCCCAAAGAAUUGCCCUGGGCUAAUGUACGCAUGGAUGCCAGAUCUGAAGACGAUAAACAGAAGAUAUCCUGGACUCAUGCUUUACGUAAAAUAGUCAUCAAUUGUUAUAAAUAUCAUGGCCGCGAAGAUCUCUUGCCCACAUUUGCCGACGAAGAGGAAAAAGUAACCCAAAUGAUCUCACACGAAGAGGAAGAGGAGGAAGAAGAGGUGAUUGUACAGCCUGUUAGUAAUCAAGCCACUACUAUACAAACAAUACACACAACAAAUGCACCAACAAAUACUACAACUAAUGUAAGGCAACAAGUAAAUGUGGUUAAAAUUAAUAGUUCAGGAACUGUAAUAACCACAACAAAUCCACAUAAUCCAAAUAAUCCUGGACCCACCAUUAUACAAAGUACGAAUGAUCAACAUAUAACAACAACGGCACGUUUACCAGCGUCGACAAAGAUUGAACUGUGUCCUGCGCCCAUGACACAGAUAACACAGCAACAGCAUCAUCAACAACAGCAGCAGCAUCAGCAACAACAGCAGCAACAACAACAGCAGCAGCAACAACAGCAGCAGCAACAGCAUAAUCUUCAACAACAACAACAGCAACAUAAUCUUCAACAACAGCAACAACAACAGCAGCAGCAACAGCAUCAACAACAACAGCAGCAGCACCACCAGCAACAUCAUAUACAGACCACAAAUGUGACUUCUCAACAGCUGGCCAAUGCCCAAGUUUGCAUAGAACCAAUGAAUUUGGGAGAUGUUGAUUAUACCACUCAAACGGUUUUAUCAACUAUACAAAAUGCUGACGGCACUGUUUCGCUUAUACAAGUUGAUCCUAAUAAUCCUAUUAUUACAUUACCGGAUGGUACCACAGCUCAAGUCCAGGGUGUUGCUACGCUACAUCAAGGAGAAGGUGGUGCCACCAUUCAAACUGUUCAAAGUCUGGGUGAUGUUAAUGGUCAUGAAAAUAUGACGGUCGAUUUAACAGAAGCCACAGUGGCUCAAGAUGGUCAGAUUUAUAUAACGGCCGAGGAUGGUCAAGGUUAUCCAGUGUCCGUUAGUAAUAUGAUUACAUUACCGGUGUCAGCAUCAAUGUAUCAAUCAAUGAUGGCCAAUAUCCAGCAAAUACAUACGAAUAGCGAUGGAACCGUGUGUAUAACACCAAUGCAGGUUGAAAAUGGUGAUCAAUUAGAAGCUAUAACCGUUUCUAAUGGUAUGCAUCAAAUGAUGAUACAAGGUGGUCCGGGACAAGAGCCUCAAGUGUUGCAGGUGGUAAGUCUUAAAGAUGCCACACUCCUCUCCAAAGCCAUGGAAGCCAUAACGAGUGGUAAUGUCAAGGGUGACGAUACCAUUAUAAUGGAACAAUAAAAACAUUUUUCCAAAUGCCAAAUUGUAAAAAAAAAUACAUACUCGUAAUUGCAAACAAUUAAAACUAAUAAAACAUCAUCAUCGGCAGCAGCAGCAGCAACGACAAAAACUUUAUAGAAAAUGAAAAACUGUUAAAGGAUUAACUAGAACAAGGACCCAAAUGUAGUUGUCCU